UAGUCUCGGGGUGUGUCCCUCGAGGUUAGGUGUUUAUCGAUUUAAGAAGUCGUUGGAGGCAUUCUGCAGAACAGGACUGGCGGCAGAGAGCGUGUGAAGGACACAGACAUGGAUUUAACUCGGUUAUUGUCGCUGCUCUUUUUUAUUUUCUGCUACUUUUCUGCCUCUCAUGCUACAGGGAAAGUACGGGGAUUCGUUGCGUUUGAGGACCCUUCAAACUCAAACCAAUAUGUUGUGGACCAGGCAACAUCUGACACACUGAAGAGCGGUCUCACCACAGUCUUCCUCCCGAUCGUCUACAUCAUCGUGUUUGCGUUGGGACUUCCUGCCAACGGCAUGGCCAUCUGGGUGUUCCUCUUCCGAACCAAGAAGAAGCACCCGUCGUCCAUCUACAUGGCCAACCUGGCUCUGGCCGACCUGCUAUAUGUCAUUUGGAUACCUUUAAAAAUCUCCUACCAUUUAAACGGCAACGACUGGAUCUACGGAGAGCCGCUGUGCAAAGUCCUCGUGGGCUUCUUCUACGGGAACAUGUAUAGCUCCGUCCUUUUCAUCGCCUGCCUCAGCGUGCAGAGGUACUGGGUGGUGGCUCACCCUCUGUCCCAGCAGAGGAAGAACAACAAAGUGGCUGUGGGCGUCUGCGUGGCCAUCUGGUCUUUCAUCUGGCUCACCACCACGCCUCUGUACCUGUAUGACCACACCGUCAAACUCAAAGACCUCAACGUCACAACCUGCCACGAUGUCAACAUCAUAAAGAACCCACUGGAUCCAUUCCCUUCUGUGCAGCUGCCGUACUUCUACUUCAUCUUCAUGGGUCUGGUCGUGUUCCUCGUCCCGUGCAUAGUGAUCGUUGUGGCCUACGUUCUGUUACUCAGGGCUCUGGGGAACGGCUUGGAGAACAGCAGCGCCGGAAAGAACCGCCAGAAAGCCGUGCUGCUGAUCGUGAUCGUUCUGGUGACCUUCCUAGUGUGCUUCAUCCCCAGUAACAUCAUGCUGGUGGUGCACUACUCUCUGCUAAAAGACGGAGUGGUAAAUAAUGGUUACGGCUUCUACAUCUCCACGUUAUGCCUGGCCAGCCUCAACAGCUGCCUGGACCCGUUUAUCUACUACUUUGUGUCGGAGGACUUCAGGAACCACGUGAAGAACACGCUGCUGUGCAGGAGCAGCAGGACUGUAGAGAGGAUGAGGGUUUCGUUCAGCUCCCUGAAAUACUCCAAGAAGAGCAAGUCGUACACGUCGAGUAGCGGCAACACGCAGAGCAGCUCCUGUUAGAGACGAGCUCAGUAAAGGAGAGCAACGACAACAAAAAAGAACUCUCAAUACGAUAUCCCGCCUGUGCUUGCUCUGGUUUACUGAAAACAUGGCAUCGUACACACCUUGUGGCACUGAGACACAGUAGAUAGGUCUGUAAUAAUGGACAAAAGGCCAAUCAGUCAUAACCAGGUGACCUCAACACAUCAUAUAACCAAAUAUGAACUGUAAAUGUGAAGAUGACUGUGCAGGGGUCAGAGACGGAGUACAUUUUAAAAUGAAUAUGACUUCAUUAUGAACUGUUGUUUAGUGGUCAUGUGUGAAACAUGACUACAUGUUUUCUUUUUCUGAUAUAAAUGGAGAGAAUGCCUUUUUAAAGACUGCCUUUGUGUCCUCUUGGCUGCACAAAAUGAGGUCUUUUAACCCGAGAAUGUGACUAGUUAGUUCACUGCACUCAAGAUCAUUUAAAUCAGUGAACAUCUGUAUGAAAAGAACUAAACUAACCUGAUGUGUUCAGAGGAAAGGAACAAAAACAAACCUAUGUGUAGCUUUUGUCAAAUCAACAACCCAACCUUCUUAAUGUUAACUUGUGUUUUUAGACACUUUCCUGUUUAUCCCGUCCUUUUUUUUUUUUUUAAACCAAGUGUCAACUUACUUUUGAGUGAUGAGGAAAUAAGGUGGCCCUGUUACAUUUUUUCUUAAAUAAAUUAUAAAACAAGA
Perca fluviatilis (European perch) is the source of this 1968-nucleotide messenger RNA. RefSeq names its product coagulation factor II (thrombin) receptor-like 1, tandem duplicate 2 (gene f2rl1.2). Gene Ontology annotation, cellular component: membrane. Gene Ontology annotation, biological process: blood coagulation; thrombin-activated receptor signaling pathway; positive regulation of Rho protein signal transduction. The transcript is spliced from 2 exons. The coding region runs from base 109 to 1269 and encodes 386 amino acids. NCBI's taxonomy places the organism in Eukaryota, Metazoa, Chordata, Actinopteri, Perciformes, Percidae. The record is from RefSeq and is a predicted model, not a curated record. Gene Ontology annotation, molecular function: thrombin-activated receptor activity.